Molecule: messenger RNA, 1311 nt
Organism: Symbiodinium necroappetens
Lineage: Eukaryota; Dinophyceae; Suessiales; Symbiodiniaceae
Source: the annotation of a GenBank genome assembly
AUGGCCGAAGGAAAGCUGGCAUCAUGGAGCGGGAACGUGCAUGUAUUCAGAUGGUGCGAGCGCAGCUACUUGUUUCACAGCAGCACUCUGGAAGUCGCGGAGCUUUCAGUUGAAUUUGGCCCAGAAACUACUGUGCAAUGGAAGGGUGAGCAUCCCUUCGUCUGGUGCCCAAGAUCUCAGAAAAUGACAUGGUGUCCUGAGGUUUUUAGCCGUUUCCUCAUGGAAGCGGAUGAGCAGUUUGCUUUGCGUGUUCGGGAUCCGACUGGGUCUUGGAGAAAUGAGGACAUGCCAAAAGUUUUGCGCGAUUUUAGGUUCGGCAAUCUCUUCUUAGCUUGCAAAGGAAGUGAGACGAUCGAAGUAUCUGUCAUGGCACAGAACCUGCCUGCCGGAGGCAACUACUUGUGGUGGAGUCUGCCAGACAUUUAUGCAGCUUGCGGCGGUGGCUCAUCGUAUGCGAGGACACGUCAGAAACGAUGGUUUGCUUGGUCACAGCAUCUGGAAAAAGCAAAGUUGCCUCAGCAUGCUUUGCUUAAAGGCCGCCGGCAAGAAGAAGCUGAGGAAGACGGUCAAGUCUCACCGGCUCCUUGGGCUGCAGUGUCCACGCACGGCUUGCUACAUCUGCUUCUUCGGUGGGAAUGCCCCUACAACCACAAAGGCCGAAUAGAUGAGGUAGCCGAGGAGGCCGAACGUUUGCUGGAAGCGAUUUUGUUGCGAUUGCCGCAGCGCUUCCUGCUCCGAAUCCGGAGCGAGAGCGCUUCUUGGGUGCCGCCUUACUGCAUGAACGGGGAGCAAGAAGUCACCAUCCAUGUUGACUCAGGCUGCGUUGAUUUGGACAGAUUGCGGUUGAGCCACGAGCAAGCGCUGCAUGCUGCUACAGCAGCGUUGCCGGAUGCUAGCCACUGCAGCCUGAAGGCCUUCUUGGAAGCAGCACCCGUUCUGAACACGCAAGAGUCUACAUGUUGGGGCUGGUUGCCGCAGCUCGUGUGGCUGCUUGGGAGCUUUCUGGAGACAAAGACUUUGGAAUGCGACAUUCCAGAGCUCAGUAGUGGGGCAUGGUAUGCGAAGUCUGCCCUGCGAAGUGAAGACGUUCCGCAGCACCAGCGCGCAGCCAUGCUUGGUGCUUACUGCAGGCAGGCAAUGUCCGAAGUGAACGCAGCUGACGUUGUGUCUGUGGCCUUAGAUGACACGCGACUUGGCAGAAGACCUGUGAAAGCAGUGGCAGCUGCAACCGGCGACCGUGCUUUCUGGUGCUGCCCGCAGGCCGUCCAGAUUGCAAUCAGGGGAAAGCUUCGAUUGCAUGUUCAUGGAUGA